UGUAAAUUUAAGCCAGUUGAUAUUAGCCAAAUCUAAUAUGUAAAAAUACUACCUAUUUAGGCAACUAAAUUACUGGUUGAUGUCACUCUUUUUUUUUUUUUUUAUUCUUCUUUUCUUGGAGGCUGAAACAAAAAUAAAGGGGAAACAGACCACCAAACCUUAAACCAUAUCAUAUCUUUUGAUACUGUUCAACUUGAUAUACAAACAAUAGUAGACGAUCAUGUAUUUCAAGAGUAUAUUAUCAUUCUCAUUCUUCGCAUGGUUGACCAUAGCCAAAAACGUGGUUGAUUUGGAUGAAUUUAAACUUGCUGUACAACGAGAAAUUCAAAAUGAAAAAAGAGAUGCUAAAUUCGUGGUUGACCUUGAAGCUUUGAAACAAGCUGUUAAAGUCGAAGCAGAAGGUCUUAAUAAGAGAGAUGCUAAGAAUGUGGUUGAUUUAAAUGCAUUCAAGAUUGCUCUUUCUGAAGAAGUUAAAGCUGGUAAAGUCUCCAAGAGAGCAGCUAAAUAUCUUAUUGAUUUAUCUAAAUUUCAAGAAGCUGUUAAACAAGAAGUUGAUUCCUUUGAAAAGAGAGAUGAACAAAAUCCUUUCACUUUUAUUAUUGAUGUUGAUGAUUCAAACCUGAAUAUUUUACAAUCUGUCUUACCUCAAAUCCAAUCAAUUUCAAUCAUUUCAGGAUAUAUUAGAGAUAAUGAAGAAAUCUCAGUUAAGACUGAAUUAACCAAUGAAACCAUGGUUAUUAUCGCUCCAACCAAUGAUGCUAUUUCCAAUAACUUGGGUGGAUUGAAACCAUGGGAAUUCCCAAACCCUAUCACUGAUAAAAUGAGUGAUGAAACCGUUGAAAAAGUCUUAUAUAAAAACAUUGAAUCAUUCUUACAAAAUCAUAUUGUAAGUAAUUUUGAACAAAAUUUAAUUAUAAAUAAAGAAGAUAAAUUGAUUGAAACCAAUUUAAUGAAUGGAGAUUUAUUAAAAAUCAAACAACAUGAAGAAACUGAACAAUUUGAAGUUCAAGUCAUUAGAAAGAAACAUAAGAAGAGUACAGGUUGGAUCCCAGUUCAAAUGGUUAAACAAGUGGAUAAUGGAUUCAUCUUUAUUAUUGAUGAAACUUUAGUUAAACCAUAAGUUUAGGGAUGGUAGGUAUUUAUUAUUUUUUAUUCAGUUCAAUGUGUUUUGGGUCUUUCAUUUAUUGUUAUAGUUUGUUUUUAUCGUUCAUUUUCUCUUUUUGUUCCCUUUUAUAUCAUAAAUAUAUGUUAUUUUAAAAUGUAAAAAGAUUUUUCUUAUUAGAAAACUAAAUAAAAAUGUAAUGUAUCGAAAACAGACAAAAGUAUAUAAAGAGAUAUAGAGAGAGGCGACGAGGAGUGAUAAUUAAACAUAAGGACGACAAAACAGGAAAGCUAACAUAAAAGUAAAAGUAAAAUAACGAUGAAAUUAUCAAGAAUUAAAAUAUCUAUUCGUUUAACACAUUAACACCAGUUUCUUCAAUCUUAUUACCAGAAAUCACAUAUUCAACUUUCCAUU
Scheffersomyces coipomensis is the source of this 1516-nucleotide messenger RNA. RefSeq lists its product as uncharacterized. The transcript has a single exon. NCBI's taxonomy places the organism in Eukaryota, Fungi, Ascomycota, Pichiomycetes, Serinales, Debaryomycetaceae. The record is from RefSeq and is a predicted model, not a curated record. Bases 221 to 1120 code for a protein of 299 amino acids.